UAAAUCGUGCCCACAAAUUAAGAAUAUGUACCCACUAAUUAAUUUGUUUCCUUGUAUUGAUUUAUUAAAAAAAAGGGAACAAAUAAGUGUAAUAUAACCAACCAUAAAUCAUGACUUAUUGUACAAACUAAAAGACGUUUAACAACUUAAAAAACAAAGUAAUAAUAAUAAAAAACAUUGCACUAGUUCAAGUCAGGAACUGAAAUCAGGAAGUCAGAUAUAGACUUCUGUAAGCAGCCAUGUUAUAGACAGCAGAGCAAACCACUGUUAAAAAUAGCAUCACACAACUGCACUGAUGUGUCUGCCAUUUCACAGAAGCUGUUAGAUUGCCAUCUAAUGGAGACCUCUUCAUCAACUCCCAGUGCAGGGAUGCAACUGUUAUGUGUAAGACGAAAAUAUUUAGGUUUGAAUGAACAUUGAAGUUGCCUCUUACAGUCAUGAUUUUUCAUAUGAACUGGCACUAAAGCUAAGCGGAAGCAAUACAACGAUUCUUCCGUGUUUAUGAGGCUGAAGUCACACUACAUCUCACACGUAUUCAACUUCCUUCACUGAAAUACUUGCAGAGAAUCAUUGUUUGUUUGAAAGUCUUUGUUUGCCACAAUGAAAUUUAGGCUGCUCCUGUCAUUUGUUCUUCUUACAUACAACAAAGGGUUCAGUGCUGAGAUCUCUGUGUUUGUUGAGACAGGAGAUUCUGUUCAACUGGAUAUACAGACACAAGAACUACCAGAGUUUGAUCUUUUAUACUGGAGUAAUGAUAAAUCAGAGAGUAUAGUUAAAUAUUUUUAUAAAACUAAAGUGGUAAGACUUCACUCUUCCUACAAGGACAGAGUGGAUUUCAAUAAUAAAACCUUCUCUCUGACACUUAAGAACAUGCAGAAGACACACAGUGGACUCUACACAGCAAGAACAAGUGGAGAAUCAGACAAGAAUAUUGUUACAUACAGAGUAUCUGUUAUAGAUGCUGUGGAGGCUCCUGUCCUGACUGUGAACUCAAGCGGGUCUAGUGAUUCCUGUACUUUCAAUUUUACAUGUAGAGGUCAUGUCUUCACACUCAGCUCCACUUUUGUAUAUGACAGCUGCUCACGAGAGGAAGUGACAUCACAGAUCAACACCCUCAUCCUGGACUGCAGUGAGGAAUCCAUCAUCUGUAACCAUAGCAACCCUGUCAGCUGGAAAGAAGACAGAAUAAACAUCACACAGCUCUGUGAAGAGAAUGAAAGACGACAAAUGACGACAAUCUUCUAUGUUUCAUCUUACAAGAUUGGGCUCAUUAUUGUGUGUGUUGUUGUGGGAGUGAUAGUAUUUGCUGGUUUGGUUCUUUACUGUUUCUGCAAAAAUAAAAAAGGUGUCAAACCGGCUGAUGAUACAGACUACGAUGAUGCUGAGACCCAGAAGAUGACAGGAGAUACAUGGACCACCGUCACCUACUGUACAGUAGGAGGACACCAAACACCUUCAUCUGCUCAUGACUGCUGAAGCUCAGACUGAACUGAGUUAAAAACACUCUGAUGAUUAACUGGACUCAGAAACGGAGCUUCAAGUCUGAAUCUAACUAGCUGACUUAAUGACUCGUGUUGGAAAUUUACAGGCGCUCUUCAGUCAGUUACUGCAGAAUGCUUUUGGAAUGUAGUCAUGCACAUUGUGUUUUUAUGCUAUUUGAAUUUGCCUUUCUUGGCCAGGAUUUUCUUGAAUAAGAAACUUUAAAUGCAGUAUUAAAUAAAUCUCCCCUGGAUGAGUACAAGUUAUAUUUUAUAAUACUUUACAAUAAACGUGUUCUCUUGUGAGCUCUGUGA
This is a messenger RNA of Cyprinus carpio (common carp), 1793 nucleotides long. RefSeq lists its product as uncharacterized. The record is from RefSeq and is a predicted model, not a curated record. Lineage: Eukaryota; Metazoa; Chordata; Actinopteri; Cypriniformes; Cyprinidae. The transcript has 6 exons. Bases 601 to 1476 code for a protein of 291 amino acids.